Molecule: messenger RNA, 711 nt
Organism: Morone saxatilis (striped sea-bass)
Lineage: Eukaryota; Metazoa; Chordata; Actinopteri; Moronidae
Gene: syce3
Product: synaptonemal complex central element protein 3
Exons: 3
Coding region: 207-506 (99 amino acids)
Biological process (GO): reciprocal meiotic recombination; synaptonemal complex assembly; spermatogenesis
Source: RefSeq, a predicted model, not a curated record
CAGUGUACCUCGCCUCCAGACAGUAACAGGUAAUUAGAUUGUCUAAUUUAGACAAUACAUUUAAGGAAUAAUGGUGGAAAUUUACCCUGAAAAUCGCAGGAAGUUAAUUUACAUCAUCUCUUUUGCGCAUUGCGUCAUUUUUUAAUCCCUCAAAUUAGCGCGAGAACUUUCUAUUUCAAACUAACGUAGUGGAAAAAAAGCUUUAUAUGAUGGCCGAUUCACCUCCGCGCCAAGAGCUUCCGCAGAACAACAACGACGACGACGAGCUGGAGCUGAACAAGGACUUGGAAAGAAUAAUUGAAAACGUCGAAAAUAUAUCAGUGCAGCUGACUUGGAUGGCUUAUGACAUGGUGGCACUGCGCACCAGCCCCGAGCUGGGGGCCUCUAUGCGGCAACUGGAAGAAGCUUAUCGCCGAUGCAGAGCUGUUGUCUGUGGAGACCAGGACCAGGAGCCAAGGAUGAGCCAAAGUCCCGAUCCUGCUGCCACAACACUCACUCAGAUGUGAUGUUAUUGUCUGUUAUCAUACGAGGAAACGUGUGUUGAAGCAGUAUGAAACGAAACUGUAAUUGUAUUGGACUAGUUAUAACUUUCUUCUUUGCAUUAAAACGGGAUGUUUCAUUGAUUAAUGUAUAGACUUGUUGUUUGUUGUUGAUGUUAACAUGGCCUUAAGUGUUAAGGUCUGAUUUGUUUAACCUGUUAAAUUAAAUAAU